CGUUUUGGAAAAAAUUUACGAGCAAUUUAAAUUUAUGUUUUUUAUAAGUUUCUUCCUGCGCCCCUGUCCAUUCACAGAACUGAUUUUUUUCACUGCAGCGUUUUACAAAAUGCAUCAAUUCUUUGGGCCGAGAGUGCUCAAAUCUCACCACUGCUGAUGACCAGCAAUCAGAGUACGAUUACAACGGCGCGUCGUGGAGCUUAACUGUCGCCCAUUGUUACGAGAAUUUUCAGGUCUAUGGGAAAUGAAUUCUCCCAGGCGCUCGCAGAGGGUUCUAGCCUUGGGAAGAGGCUCCGUCCUUCCUCUGGCCGUCGCCGUUCCUAAGCGCAGAAAGUUCGCUGUCCAUCGCAGUCCCAACGACAAUCUUAAUGGCAAUGGCGUCGAAGAGGAAAGCGCCAGCAGCGCUCGUUCAUCGAGAAAAAGACGCUACCGCUCUCCGAAUAAUGCUGAAAUAACCAGCGAGACAAAGCAGUUGGAAAACUGCGAAAGCAAACAGACAUCGCGGAAGAAAACAGCGGAGAAUACAGCGUCAAGCACUUUCGUGGAAUUGGCUCCUGAUAAGACAGAGAAUAACGAACCUCGUGGUACAAAAAUUCGGAAUAAAUUUCCCACGCCAGUUCGACGAAGUACCCGAACUGCCCAGCCUACGCUAAAAGCCUUGGAAGGAUUCGCAAGGCUUCCUCCGCGCUCUAAACGGGGUCAGCAACGUGCUUCUGAUUCGAUGCCUUCGUCCUCAACAGUUGUAGCUGUGAUUGCGCCGUCGAUACAGCUUCAUAGUUGGGCGGCUUCGGUACCAAGUGUUCCUUCGUGUUUGCUGAAAAAACACAAACCCAGUGUGAUCCAGCAUAAUUCCUCAGCGUCAGUAGUGGGUUCCAAAAGAAAGCGAAAGCGGAAUGCCGCAUCUAAUAGGGAACACAGCGUCCCUGCUAUAUCCCAUACUGCAUUGGAAGCCUAUGAUAGCGAUCUGCCGAAUUCGAGCGAAACUCAAAAUAUGACUGAAUCCACGGUGAAUGGUGUGCAUGCAACUGUAGCAGUGGAAGAUGCUGCGCAAUCGAAUAUUCCGCUUACGGACGGUAUCCUGUCAGUUCGUGCGAAGAAAACGAUAAAACCCAAACCAAUCAAAGGAAGUGCGGCAAAGAAAACAUCAAUCGCGAAGGCAAAAGCGGUUUCGGCUGUUAGUAUCGAGGUUGGGAAUGUCGAUCUGCCGACUCUUCCACCGGAAAUGGAUAGCCAUAUUCAGAUAUCAGCAGAAACUAAUAAACCUCUAGCUGUUGCAACAAGCUCGGAAGGGCCGCCAAAUCGACGCAAAACUCAACGAAGUUCUCGUCCGAGUAGAUUACUAGUCGGUGGAAGUGCCUCGAAUUCGAUUUCUCAUUAUAUUGCAACGAAAAGGAAAAGGCAAUCUGCUUCGACUCGUGCCAGAAAUCCACAGACAAUUCUGAUACAGCCAGCUGGAAGUAGUCAGGACGGGCUCAAAAGCGAUGUUAUUCCACCGAGUACAGCAGUGGAGGCAGAAAUUACGCAUUCUUCUGUGGAAAUGGAUGCAAUGAACAUGAACACCCAAACAAUACCCAAGCAGUUUCGAAUCACAACUCCAAGACGCCGAUCGAAGAAAUCGGGAAACAGUGUGUUACCUGCCCAGCCAGGGGAAGUAAUUCCAGUGGAGAAGAUAGAUCGUCGAAAAUCUAGUGAACUGGAUAUUUCUCUGAGUCAGAGUUUUAUUCUGCCAUCCCAGCAACUGCGGGAUGCACGAUCUCGUAGCAAACUGUCUUCGAAAAGCAGUGGUUCCCGUUUAGACAGUGUCCAUGCCAUUUUUAUGGUGGAUACACAACCGGUAUCUGCUUACAAGAGAUCCAAACGGAAGAACAGCGGUGUUGAUGAGGAAGUGGAGUGGUUCUCUUUGGACGAGACAUCGCUGGACGGUACGAUCGUAUCGCCAGCUCGGAUUUCCUACCGUCCAAAAGACCAUGCUAUACUGGAUACUAUAGAUGAAAUUGCCGAGCUGCCGGUAUUGCCGCUUGUGAUCGGCGAUGCGGAUGUGCAAGUGCAGCCUACUGUCGAAGUUUUAGCAGACGUGGGAUCUCCACCGGAUUUAUCGCGCCAAACAAGUACCGGCAGCGCCCUGGAGGAGGUUGCGUCCCCCACUGCUGAUCGUUUUCUGUCACCGGUGACCAGUGACUUUUCUGGUGAUUCCUGGCAUUCCGCGAUGGAUGUUUUCGAAAACGAACAUCCGGUACCUGGUAACUACAAAAACUCAGAGAAAGGAAGCGGAUCCGUAUUUGCGGACGAUUUUGGCUUGAAUCUUUUGGAUGGGCUUUCUCCCAGCAAUGUUUUGGAGAAUUCUGUGUCGACUUCCAGCCAAGCUGUCACUUCAACGCCAGAUUCACAGAACGAAUCAUCUUCAAUUGUUACUCAGCAGUUCGAGUUUUUGUCCAGUCUACCUUCUCUCAGCCAAAUCAGCAGUCCUUUGGCCCAUUCCACUCCUGUUCCCAGUGGGACCGGCAGUAGUGAGAUUAUACCAGAUAAUGCUGCACACGCUGCUUCAAGCAGUAGCCUUCCUUCGACAGAUUUAUCUCCCGAGGAGCGGAACAAUCCCGAUGUUCCCGAGCGGCCUGUUACUCCAGAAGGCAGUGGUAUCUUGGAAGUCGAUGCCGGCGCACAGACCGUCUGCUCACCGAAGCGACCAUAUUGCCUGGAACCGGAUCUCUGUGCACCUAUCGAGGAAUCUUGCAGUUUAAUCCGGAGUACGGAUUCCUUGCGUGUCAAACUCACCAAUGGAGAUACCGCAGUUGUUUCCCGAUCAAAACUGAAAGACAAUGUGGUUUACCAGCAGAUGCUGAUUGAUUACUACUCUAAGGCAUACGCAUCCCGUGAAAUGCCGGUGACCUCGUCGGACGCGAAUGCGUAAUGCGAUUGUGGGGGGUUAGUGAGGUGUUUUUUAUUUGUGAGGCCAAUGGUGGUGUGGGUAGCUUUUGUAGUUUGCAUUUGUUUGAUAACGGCGCAGAUUCGAGUUGUGCUCGAGCUUGCACUUCGAGUUGUUCUGUUGUAUUUUGUAGCGGUAUCGGUAUUCUCCUUGUUUGAUUUUUUGCCUGAUGAUGUAUUUUUUACUUGGCGA
Messenger RNA from Paramacrobiotus metropolitanus, 3115 nucleotides. RefSeq lists its product as uncharacterized. The transcript has 11 exons. The record is from RefSeq and is a predicted model, not a curated record. The coding region runs from base 245 to 2908 and encodes 887 amino acids. Lineage: Eukaryota; Metazoa; Tardigrada; Eutardigrada; Parachela; Macrobiotidae.